Messenger RNA from Phascolarctos cinereus (koala), 2635 nucleotides. RefSeq names its product chromosome unknown C10orf105 homolog (gene CUNH10orf105). The record is from RefSeq and is a predicted model, not a curated record. Lineage: Eukaryota; Metazoa; Chordata; Mammalia; Diprotodontia; Phascolarctidae.
UCAGGACCAACAGCCCUGGGAGAGAAGAGAGGGGUAGGGGGGUGGGGGGAGGCCCACUUUAUCCCACUUCUUAGGAUUGUCCUCAGGGGGACAAAAGUAAAUUAAAAGCUCAAGCCAGAGCAGAACGAGAGCAGCUAAAACUCCAGAGACCCAAGAAGAGGUCACCAGGAAGGAGAGACUGGCCAUCCAUCUCCAGGGACCACUGAGGAGCCUCUGUGCUUUUAGAGUGACCUGGACAGGGCUGCAUCGUCCCAAGAAGUCUUUCAACUGAGUGCACUGAGAAGAGGUGCAUGAUUUUGUUUUGUCUUUAUAAAUAACAUCUUUGCUCUGAAGAGAAGCAUCGUAGUUCAGUGGGUUGAGAGCCAACCUUUGCGUCAGGAAGACCUAUCUCUGCCGUACACUGGUUACGUGACCCUAGACAAGUCACCUGACUUCUGACUGCCCCAGUUUGAGAUGAUGAAUUAGCAGUCAGCAGUCAGUGUCUGCAUUGGAAGGAGUUUCCACACCAGGAGUUCCUCAUACCAAUAAAAGAGAGAUGAGCACUGAGGAACCUGCCCACGAGAGCUCCCUAACUCUCAGCCCGGCUUUCUUGACCAACUCGACCUCUGUUGACCUUGCUCCACCCAGCCCUUUGCCGCCAGGGGAGAUUCCGCAGCCCUUGUCCAUCAUCAUUGCUCUGGCCUGCAUCUUCCUUUUGCUGGCAACUUUUCUACUUUUUGUCACCCUCUGCAAGCCGGCAGCCAUGGACCCCUCCCGUCACAGCCCUCAUGAAUGCAUGCCCUACCACCCAGAGACACCCAGUGAGCCCCAGCUCCGCUUCUGGAAGCGUCUUGGCUCCCUGCGCCAGUCUAUCCACAGCUUCCGCCGUGGCCGACCUGGCUCUCAGCACCCUAGGCCGGCCAUCCACCAGCCCCUACCUGAUCGAGAUUGGAGCCUAAUGGAAUCAACCAAGAUGUGAUGAGGUAUAGUGAGGGAAUGGAGGUUAGCUUGUCCCUGUCCCACAUGUGAUGGUGGUCAAGUGCGGGUGGGGCAACCUGGUCUACUGGGCAGCCCACCUCCACUGUGACCCCACUUAGCCCCAACUCAACCCUUCUGCCCUUAGAAAAAGUACAAAAAAAGCUAAAGGUCCUUAGACUCUACCAUUCCACCCCAGAUACAGAUCUUGGAUGUGGUCAUUUGCUUCUCACUGGAAAGUCUACCCAGGGACAAACUGGAGAAUUGUAUCCAGGUUAGCGGGAUGUACUCAGAAAGCAAAGCAAGGAUUUCCCUUGGAGAGCCCUUUGGUGAAGGAGCAAUGUUUUCUGAAAAGCCCAUUCCAGGCUUCCUGACUUCCUUUGAAAAACCAUCUUUUGGAUGUUGAAGACACAGCAUUCUACCCAUCCUUCCAGGCUGCCUCCUUCCUAGCUCCAGAGAAAGUUCUGAAACAGUCCAAAGUCAUUGUUUAGCUCAGCGGUUUCUUCCAACCAAGGUCAAAACUGUCAGAGUCCCAAAGCUAAGGAUUCCCAGGCAAGCUCUUCUCCACAAAGGACUCUACUUUAAUUCUCAAGACUGGUCUGGGCAGGGGAUAAGGAUGAGUGGGGGGCUGGUACAAAUGAAUUAUCUCCUAGGAGGGUAAAUGAGGUCUCCUUGUUCCUCCUGUCCUAGACUCAGUGAUCCUAGGAUGCCCUCCUCACACCCCUAUUACACUCAUCAGCUCACUUCCACCACUGCAGGAGAGAUGGAGCUCCCAGGCUGCGGGAAGUGGUGCCCUUUGGCUCUUUGGGCACCGAACUUUCCUGACCAAUGGGCACAGACUGCUAUGUAUACUAGAAGCCAGGACUCCCUGUGUAAAGGAAGAGUCUGGUUUAAAGUAUAAGUUCCCAACUGGUCUCUUGUCUUCUGCCAUCUCUUCCUGGCCCAGCAACAGGCAAGGCCAUGGAUGUAAUGAAUAACACUGGGAAGGGAAGAGGAUGAGCUUCCCAGAGGGGAGGUAAUUAUGCCAGUAAUGCCGGGAUCUAUCUUGUUGUGCAGCUGGAGUACUAAUCAGUAGGAAUCCCUCUCUGUACCUGGGGGAAGGAGAGGGGAGCUGGCAGUCUGCAGCUGGUGGGGAUGGCUUGAUUGAAGGAGGAAGGAGAAGUUAUAAAGGGAUGGGUUCUGGUGGAGGGGUUGGUGGGCCUGGGAGGGGAUACCUCUAGCUGGAGCCUCUUUCGCAUGUAGGGACAUCCAGAUGAAAGGCAAAGCGGGUCCUCUGGACCAUCAAUAAAGAGCCUGUUGUUACAUUCUUACUCCUGGUGACUCCAGGGUGGAUGGAUAAGGGGUGAUGGAGUGGUCUCCCUGAUGGCCUGAGAAGACCCUCUGCUGUUGCUGCACCUUCCCUUCCUACAAGAAUGCUGGAGGAUGGCUGAACUCUGUUCCAUAGGACUCUGGUCUCUUGGCUGAGGGCACAUGCUCCAAGUUUCUAAGUCAGAGAGAAUAAAAGGAAUACUCUGUCUUCUCCUUUUACCUCAGUGUACAAUGCUUAAAUGCCUUUUUCUUCAUGAAAGAAAAUGAGACCUGAGACCUUUCUUCCUUCUCUGCUCAUCCUCUCCACAGCUGAAAGAUUGACUUUCCUAAAGGGCAGACUGAUCAGGCCAUUCUUUCUCUCCAAAAGGCUGAA